UUUUAACUACCAUUUGUUGCUUUUUAUAUCUCAUCUCUCAUUUCCUCUUCUUAUUCAACUUCGAGACUCUAUAGUGUAAACUUCUUUAGUAGAAAAAACUACCUUUUCCCAUGACACACCAACCAAAUUUUCACAACCUACGUUGAUAUCUAUGUUUUCAAUAAAAACAAUAACAUAGGAUAUAGUUUUACCAACACAAAAUGGGUUGUUGUGCUAGUAGUAACAGAUCUUCAUCACACAAUGAUUUUCAACCAUCAAGAUCUAGCAUUUCACAAGUGAAAGGUUCUGAAAACAGAGCACCACCUUGUGUUCCUGUUGAAGAAGAAACAGUUAAGGAAGUGUUGUCAGAAACACCCAAGUGGAAGAAACCAAAUGAAAGGUUCAGAUAUGAAGUUGAAAAACCAAAGUGUUUUGAGAAAUUUGAUAGAGAGAAUAAGGUUGAAAAACCGUUCUAUAAAGUUGAUGAGAUCUCUGAAGUUUCUGAGGUUUGUAGCUUGAGUGAAAGUGUUUCUACAAUCACUUUCACUGAUAAGAGAGAAGAGGAAGAAGAAUCUUGCAAAAGGGUCAAUGGAUCUCCCGCGAAAAUGCGCAAAAAUGGUUCCUUUUCCGGUGAGAGAAGAGAGUCUCCGGCGAGGAAGUCGCCGGCGAGAAGGUUGGAGCAGUCUCCGGCGAAGAGGAAUAUUGGGUCGUCGAGGAUUGUUCAGAGGAGAGAUCAAAUGGGAAAUGGGGGAAUUAAGAAUCAGCCUCACCGGAGAGACGCCGGCGAAGUUUCCGGCCGGCGAUCUAGGUCGCCGGCUACUCGUACCGACAAUGGUUCAACGAGAUCUGUCGUGGGUCGGAGCUUAUCUGCAAGAAAAACAAACCAAUCGCCGGGAAAGGGAAGAACUGCCGUGCCGGAAAACGGUGGCCGGAAAAUGGAGAGUAAAUGGCCAUCUACAGCUAAUGAUGAAUCACUGGAAAAUCCACUUGUGUCAUUGGAAUGCUUCAUCUUUCUUUAGUUCGUUAAUUCGCUACUAAACAUCAAACUCACACACAGGAUUGCGAGGCUUCUGAUUCGAGUCAGAUGAUCAAGGUGUACGACUUAACAAUUUCGACAUUUUCACUUGAGUUAGACAUUACAUAAUGAUAGUAGCUGGUUAAUACUAUUAUGAAUUAGUUACAAUUCAUAAAUUAUUAUGUACUUUGUUUAGUUAAUUAAUUAAUAGUGAUAUAUGAAAGUCAAAAGUCAAUAUUAGUGACUAAGUUAUAGGAGGUAGAGAGAGAGUGGCUGGUUUGUUACAAUUUCUAAACAUAACCAUUUGGAUAGUAGAAAACGUAAAUGCAAAGUGGUGAAAAUUGAUGUUUGCAGUGCAGAUAUCUUUUUCUUCUGUGCCAGUGGAUUUCUUCCACUGCACUGAUUUGGCUUGUUAGGAAAGAUUGCGUCUCUGCCAUUUAUGAUUCAGUCUGAACCAAAUUAUUUACAUAAGGUACUGUGACAGUGAAAGAUUCAAUUCAACUGAUAUGAGAAUAUGAGAUGAUGAUAAUAAAGACAAAUUGUAUAA
Messenger RNA from Medicago truncatula (barrel medic), 1541 nucleotides. RefSeq lists its product as uncharacterized. The transcript has a single exon. Bases 201 to 998 code for a protein of 265 amino acids. NCBI's taxonomy places the organism in Eukaryota, Viridiplantae, Streptophyta, Magnoliopsida, Fabales, Fabaceae. The record is from RefSeq and is a predicted model, not a curated record.